Solanum verrucosum is the source of this 1733-nucleotide messenger RNA. RefSeq names its product ethylene-responsive transcription factor RAP2-13-like. Bases 567 to 1577 code for a protein of 336 amino acids. The transcript has a single exon. Gene Ontology annotation, biological process: regulation of DNA-templated transcription. The record is from RefSeq and is a predicted model, not a curated record. NCBI's taxonomy places the organism in Eukaryota, Viridiplantae, Streptophyta, Magnoliopsida, Solanales, Solanaceae. Gene Ontology annotation, molecular function: DNA binding; DNA-binding transcription factor activity.
ACAAAAACUAGUGAGGCUGAGAGAGAGAGAUAAUUCAUCUAUUUCUCACACCUGCACACACCACACACACCAAACAAAAAAAUAAUUAAUCACAUUUUUAAAAAUUCUUAAGUUUUCUUUAAUUUUCAUUUUAUUUCCCCCCUUCUGUUUAAUCCCCCUCUUCUUUAAUCCCCUUUCUGUUAACAAUCUGUCUUUCAAGAACAAUUCUUGGAUUUUGGGUUUGUGUUUUUUAUUAAAAAAAAUUAAUUUUUUUUUUGAAGAAAAUGCAAACUUUUAGACAUUAAUUUCUUAAAAAGUCAGAUGUUUUCAGAAUUGAGAUUUAUUUAUCAUUAAAUGUUGUAGAAUUUAUUCAUUCUUUCUAUCUUUCUUCAACUUAAAGGGCUUAUUAGUUGUCCCUCAAAAAGUUGAUUUUCUUCUUAAUCACUACACAAAAAGGGGUUGUUAUUUGAAGACCACUUUUUUUGUAAUUAAUCACCUGUUCUUUUUAUUUGAUAAGAAACAGGUUGAUUUAUUUUAAUUUUUUUAAUUAAUUAAUUAAUUAAAAUUUGUGUGUUGUAUAUCUAGCUAUGGCUACUACUACAAUGGAUUUUUGGACUAAUACACUUUUAGAUCUUAACUCAUCAAAUUCUGGUGGUGAGCUUAUGGAAGCACUUGCACCUUUUAUUAAAAGUGCUUCUUCUUCUUCUUCUCCUUCUCCUUCUGUUUCUCCUUCUUUUGAUUUACAAUCUUCUUCUUUGUCAACUUCAUAUCUUUACGAAUCAUUUUCUUCAACGAGUCAACCUAAUAUGAGCUACUAUGAUAAUGGUUGCUCCACUUCCAGCACGAUAACUCCUACUUUUUCACAAGGGUUUUCGGGCUUGGUGGAAGCGGAGCAACCAUGCUCAAUUGGACUGACACAAGCCCAAAUCUAUCUACCACAGCAAAUUAUGCCAGCUGUCACUUUCCAGAAUAAUAAUCAGUAUGUAUCUUACUUGGGGCCAAAGCCGGUUUCCAUGAAGCAAUCGGGCUCGCCCCCAAAAGCCCCAAAGCUAUACCGCGGUGUUAGACAACGCCAUUGGGGGAAAUGGGUGGCAGAGAUCCGAUUGCCUAAGAACAGAACCCGGCUUUGGCUUGGUACAUUUGAUACUGCUGAGGAGGCCGCCUUGGCAUAUGACAAGGCGGCCUAUAAGCUCAGAGGCGAUUUUGCUCGUUUGAAUUUUCCCCAUCUCCGUCAUAACGGAUCAUUAAUUGGGAGUGAAUUCGGUGAGUAUAAGCCGCUUCACUCCUCAGUUGAUGCUAAGUUACAGGCCAUUUGUCAAGACUUGGCACAAGGAAAGAGCAUUGAUAUUAAAAAGAAGCGAAAAGUGUCUUCUAAGGCGAUGAUGAUGGUGGUGGAGGAGAAAGAAGAUAACAAAAGCAAGACAACGGCGGAAGCCGGGUCGGAAAGUGAUGGAUCCGGGUCAGGGUCAGGAUCGGGUUCCGGGUCAUCGCCAAUUUUGGAAUAUACGUUCGAUUCAAUUUGGGACAUGUGUUCAGAGAAUUACGUGCUGCACAAGGAUCCAUCUCAAGAGAUUUUUAAUUGGGCUUCACUACUAUAGUUAAAUUUAGUAAUUAUGAUUAUGUUAUCUUUUGUAAUAUUUUGUUUAUAGAAAUUUAAUUGUGUAAUUAGGUGGAUAAGAUUAGUGGGAUAGCCAUUGCAAUGAAUUUUUGGUAAUUGCAUAGCUAGUCCUUAGAUUUAUUGUGAAGAUCCAAAC